AUGUUCAUCUCUGACUGCCGCCGGGAGUUUUACGACGUGAUUGUCAACCAGCGUGUUCUUCUUCUUGUUGCUUCAGAUGUGGAUGCAUUAUGUGCUUGUAAAAUACUCCAAGCUUUGUUUCAAUGUGACCAUGUGCAAUAUACACUCGUACCAGUAUCUGGAUGGCAAGAACUUGAAACAGCCUUUCUUGAGCAUAAAGAUCAGUUCAAAUAUUUUGUUCUUAUUAAUUGUGGGGCCAAUGUUGACCUUCUGGAGAUCUUGCAGCCUGAAGAAGACAGCUUUUUUUUCGUGUGUGACAGCCACAGACCUAUCAAUGUCGUGAAUGUUUACAAUGACACACAGAUUAAGUUGUUAGUUAAACAAGAUGAUGAUCUCGAUGUUCCUGCUUAUGACGAUAUCUUCAGAGAUGAAGAGGAUGAAGAAGAGGACUCAGAAAAUGAAAAUGAUGAGUCAGAACCUUCAGAAAAACGUAGACGUUUUGAAGAGGAUGUGAUUGAGAGAACGAUGAAGAGGCGACAAAGGCGAGAAUGGGAGGCACGCAGACGAGAAAUUCUGUUUGAUUAUGAGCAAUAUGAAUAUCAUGGGACCUCAUCUGCAAUGGUGAUGUUUGAUCUGGCGUGGAUAAUGUCUAAAGACUUGAAUGAUAUGUUGUGGUGGGCAAUUGUUGGCCUAACAGAUCAAUGGGUCCAUGAUAAAAUCACUCAAAUGAAGUAUGUGACUGAUAUUGGGAUCCUCCAGCGGCACGUCUCUCGCCAUAACCACCGCAACGAGGAUGAAGAGAACUCUCUGUCGAUUGAUUGCAUGCGAAUAGCAUUUGAGUAUGAUCUGUGCCUGGCACUCUACCAACACUGGUCUUUAUAUGAAAGUCUCUGUAACACCUCAUAUACCUCUGCUAGCCUUAAGCUUUGGUCUGUGCAGGGGCAGAAGAGGCUCCAGGAAUUUUUGGCUGACAUGGGUUUACCUUUGAAGCAAGUGAAACAGAAAUUUAAUUCCAUGGACAUGUCCUUGAAAGAAAAUCUUCGGGAGAUGAUUGAAGAAUCAGCAAACAAGUUUGGAAUGAAGGAUUUAAGAAUUCAGACCUUCAGCAUUCACUUUGGCUUUAAGAACAAGUUCUCAGCAAGUGAUAUAGUAUAUGCAACAUCUUCCCUUAUGGAGAAUGUAGAGGAAGGGGGGCCUGAAACAACUAAUUUCAUUAAAGCUUUGGACAGUCUCUCCAGAGGUAACCUGGACAAACUGCACCAAGGACUGGACCUAGCCAAAAAGCAGCUACGUGCCAUUCAGCAGACAGUUGCCAGCUGUAUUUGCACCAACCUUGUUAUUUCUCAGGGGCCUUUUCUCUAUUGUUCUCUCAUGGAGGGCACACCCGAUGUGAAGCUGUUUUCUAAACCAGUGUCUCUGUGCCUGCUUAGUAAAUACUUACUCAAGUCCUUUGUUUCCUCUACAAAAAACAAGCGUUGUAAAUUGCUGCCACUGGUAAUGGCUGCACCCAUGGAUAUUGAACAAGGAACUGUGAUUGUGGUGGGGAUUCCUCCAGAGACACAAAGCUCUGACAAAAAGAACUUUUUUGGGAGAGCAUUUGAAAAAGCUGCAGACAGUACCAGUUCUAGGACUCUGCACAACCACUUUGACAUGUCAAUCAUUGAAUUGAAAACAGAAGACAGGAGCAAAUUUCUGGAUGCACUCAUUUCUCUCCUGUCCUAA
This is a messenger RNA of Indicator indicator, 1701 nucleotides long. RefSeq names its product cell division cycle 45 (gene CDC45). The transcript is spliced from 18 exons. Gene Ontology annotation, biological process: DNA replication initiation; mitotic DNA replication preinitiation complex assembly; double-strand break repair via break-induced replication. The record is from RefSeq and is a predicted model, not a curated record. Gene Ontology annotation, cellular component: DNA replication preinitiation complex. Gene Ontology annotation, molecular function: single-stranded DNA binding; DNA replication origin binding; chromatin binding. Lineage: Eukaryota; Metazoa; Chordata; Aves; Piciformes; Indicatoridae. Bases 1 to 1701 code for a protein of 566 amino acids.